Exophiala aquamarina CBS 119918 is the source of this 1125-nucleotide messenger RNA. Its product is annotated as threonine aldolase. The record is from RefSeq and is a predicted model, not a curated record. NCBI's taxonomy places the organism in Eukaryota, Fungi, Ascomycota, Eurotiomycetes, Chaetothyriales, Herpotrichiellaceae. Gene Ontology annotation, cellular component: cytosol. Gene Ontology annotation, molecular function: L-allo-threonine aldolase activity. The coding region runs from base 1 to 1125 and encodes 374 amino acids. Gene Ontology annotation, biological process: glycine biosynthetic process; L-threonine catabolic process. The transcript has 2 exons.
AUGGCUGGAGGUCCCUGGAAUAAAGGUGGAUCUGCCCAUUUGGCAGAGGCUGCAGCAGAUGUCGCAUUCGAUUUCCGAAGCGAUGUUGUGACGGUCCCGACUGAAUCAAUGCUGCGCGCUGUUUGGCAUACAACCUACAAAGAUGAUGUACAUCGUGAAGACGCCACAACUGAAUCGUUCCAAAGGGACAUGGCCGCUAUGACUGGGCACGAAGCCGGUCUCUUUGUCCUUUCCGGGACGAUGGGAAACGGGCUUGCAUUGCGUUCACUCCUUUCUCAGCCACCAUACGCCAUACUAGUUGACGCACGCUCGAAUGUGCUGAACUGGGAGACCGGCCACGUGGCUAGUUCGACGGGUGCGCUUGUACAACCAGUCGAAGCUCGCCGGAACGGGAAAUACUUGACGCUAGAAGAUAUCCUUGACCACGUUGUUCUCGAUGAGUCUGUCACAUCAUGCCCUACUCGAGUUAUCGCGUUGGAGAACACUCUCCAUGGGAUGAUUAUGCCGUUGAUCGAAGUCCGAAGAAUUGCAAGUUUUGCACGCGAACAUGGCGUGAAGCUACAUCUGGAUGGCGCUCGACUAUUUGACGCUUCCGUUGCAGGCGCCGGUAGCCUGGCUGACUAUUGUCGCGAAUUUGAUACUGUUUCCCUGUGCUUCUCAAAGGGCCUUGGCGCCCCCGUGGGCAGUAUGCUCGUAGCUGGCGAACAAGUCAUUCGACAGGCCAGAAAGCUGAGACAAAGUAUUGGAGGAGGGCUUCACCAAGCCGGUAUAUUGACAGCUAUGGCUCGGGUUGCACUCUUUGAAAUAUUCGGAGACGGAGCUGACGGUCAACAUUCUGUACUUGCAACCUGUCACCAAAAGGCGGCACAGAUCGCUGAGCUCUGGGUCCGAUCUGGUGGCAAGCUUCUGAAGCCUGCGGAGACAUGCAUGGUGUUUCUGGACCUUCAGUCAGCAGGCCUGUCCAAGCCUGACUUGGUCAGUAUGGCAGCUGAGCAGGGUCUAAGGAUUAUGAGCGAACGAUUGGUUGUUCACCACCGUAAGUAUUCGCCUCAUAGUACUUACUGCUGUUUGACACUCACUGACCAUCCACGUAGAGAUCACCAACGAGGCGAUCCCACGUCUUGA